AUGAUGAAGGAAGGCACUGCAAACUUCGUUGACAUCUUGCUGGCCAUACUGUUGCCUCCCUUGGGAGUCUUCUUAAAAUAUGGUUGCCAUGUUGAGUUCUGGAUAUGUUUGCUGCUGACAAUAUUGGGCUACUUGCCUGGAGUUAUAUAUGCUAUCUAUGCCAUCACCAAAUGA
Molecule: messenger RNA, 174 nt
Organism: Cryptomeria japonica (Japanese cedar)
Lineage: Eukaryota; Viridiplantae; Streptophyta; Pinopsida; Cupressales; Cupressaceae
Product: hydrophobic protein RCI2A-like
Exons: 2
Coding region: 1-174 (57 amino acids)
Cellular component (GO): membrane
Source: RefSeq, a predicted model, not a curated record